AUGCCUGAAAUCAACACCCUCCUCUUCGACUGCGACAACACCCUCGUCCUGUCCGAGGAGCUCGCCUUUGAGGCCUGCGCCGACCUCAUCAACCAGAUCAACGAGGAGCGCGGCGUCGACCUGCGCUUCAACGGCGAGACGCUCAUCAAGGAGUUCGUCGGCCAAAACUUCCGCGGCAUGCUCACCUCGCUGCAGGAGCGCCACGGCAUCCAAAUCUCCGACGCCGACAUGGAAAAGUACGUCACCAAGGAGGAGGACGCCGUCAUCGCCAAGCUGCGCGCCUCGCUGCGCCCCUGCCCGGGCGUCGACGCGCAGCUCGAGCAGCUCGCCGCCUCCAAAAAGUACCUCAUGGCCGUCGUCUCCUCGUCGGCGCUGCGCCGCGUCAAGGCCUCCAUCGAAAAGGUCGGCCAGGACAAGUACUUUCCCGGCGACGUCGUCUUCUCCGCCGCCACGUCGCUGCCCAAGCCCACCAGCAAGCCCGACCCGGCCAUCUACCUGCACGCCCUCAAGACACUCGGCCGCACCGCCGAGCAGAGCGUCGCCAUCGAGGACAGCAAGAGCGGCACGCUCAGCGGCACCCGCGCCGGCAUCAAGGUCAUUGGCUACGUCGGCCCGUACGAGGACGCGCGCAAGCCCGAGAUGGAGAAGAUUCUGGCUGAGGCCGGCGCCGUGGUCAUCAUGCGCGACUGGGCCGAGUUCCCCGCGGCCCUGGAGAAGAUUUCCAGCGGUGCCGUCUAG
Molecule: messenger RNA, 738 nt
Organism: Akanthomyces muscarius
Lineage: Eukaryota; Fungi; Ascomycota; Sordariomycetes; Hypocreales; Cordycipitaceae
Exons: 2
Coding region: 1-738 (245 amino acids)
Source: RefSeq, a predicted model, not a curated record